Molecule: messenger RNA, 1655 nt
Organism: Myxozyma melibiosi
Lineage: Eukaryota; Fungi; Ascomycota; Lipomycetes; Lipomycetales; Lipomycetaceae
Product: 3-phosphoglycerate kinase
Exons: 7
Coding region: 1-1278 (425 amino acids)
Biological process (GO): glycolytic process; gluconeogenesis
Cellular component (GO): cytosol
Molecular function (GO): phosphoglycerate kinase activity; ADP binding; ATP binding
Source: RefSeq, a predicted model, not a curated record
AUGUCUUUGACUAACAAGCUUGCCAUCACUGAUGUCGACCUCAAGGGAAAGCGCGUCUUUAUCCGCGUCGUCACUCAUCCGAUACCCUUCUUUACCCCAGACUUCAACGUUCCCCUAGACGGAUCGACCAUCACCAACAACCAGCGUAUUGUUGCCGCUCUGCCUACUAUCAAGUACGCCAUUGAGCAGGAGCCCAAGGCUGUCAUUCUCGCAUCCCACCUUGGCCGUCCCGACGGCCAGGUCAACCCGAAGUACUCGCUCAAGCCUGUCGCUGACGAGCUCUCCAAGCUCCUCAGCAAGCCCGUUACUUUCCUUCCUGACUGUGUUGGCCCCGAAGUCGAGGCCAAGGUCAAUGCCGCUUCCGCCGGCGAGAUCAUCUUGCUCGAGAACCUCCGCUUCCACGCUGAGGAGGAGGGUUCCUCCAAGGUCGACGGAAAGAAGGUCAAGUGCGCCCCCGAGGACGUCGAGAAGUUCCGCAAGGGAUUGACCGCUCUUGCCGAUGUCUACGUCAACGAUGCCUUCGGAACCGCUCACCGCGCCCACAGCUCCAUGGUUGGUGUUGAGCUUCCCCAGAGAGCCUCUGGAUUCUUGGUCAAGAAGGAGCUGGACUUCUUCGCGAAGGCCCUCGAGAACCCCGAGCGUCCUUUCCUCGCCAUCCUCGGUGGUGCUAAGGUCUCUGACAAGAUCCAGCUCAUCGACAACUUGAUCUCAAAGGUCGAUGCCCUCAUCAUCGGAGGUGGUAUGGCUUUCACCUUCAAGAAGGCUCUUGAGAAUGUCAAGAUCGGAGCUUCCCUCUAUGAUGAAGAAGGUGCCAAGACCGUUGGCGCUAUUCUCGAGAAGGCUAAGGCCCAUGGCGUCAAGGUCGUCCUUCCCGUCGACUACGUUACUGGCGACAAGUUCUCCAAGGACGCUACUGUUGGCUACGCCACCGACGAGACUGGAAUCGCAGACGGUCUCAUUGGUCUUGAUAUCGGCGAGAAGAGUGCUAAGCUGUUUGCUGAGACCGUUGCUGAGGCUAAGACCAUCUUGUGGAACGGACCUCCCGGUGUUUUCGAGUUCGACAACUUCGCCAAGGGAACCAAGACCGUUCUCGACGCCGCUGUCGCUGCUGCUGCUUCCGGAACCACCGUCAUCGUCGGAGGUGGUGACACUGCUACCGUCGCCAAGAAGUGGGGAGCUGAGGACAAGCUUUCGCACGUCUCUACCGGAGGUGGUGCCUCUCUCGAGCUCCUCGAGGGUAAGGUCCUGCCCGGUGUUGCUGCUCUGAGCGAGAAAUAAGCGUCUGAAAGGUAGCGAAGAGGCAUAACCGCGGGAGUAGAAGAAUACGGAAAGAUAAUAAAGGGCUCUGCGAUGGAUCGUUAAGAGCUGGUCUUUUUUUUUGUUCCCAUUGCUUUGCUCUUGAUCUUCUCUUUGGGUCUUCAAUAGAUUCACAGACUAUGGGCGUCGACUCGUAUUGAUCUGCUCAUGUGUUUUCUUCCAGCAAUCUUUGUCAGAUAAGUGCAACAGCCUUAUUAUAUCUUAAAAUCAUUUAAUUUACUAUUAAGGGUAUCGAUAAGACUCCCAUAGAAUUUUGAAUAAUGUGUGAAAAUAUAACUCUUGAUCUUUGUAUUCAAAGCUUGUAAUUAUCGUUGGGAAUAGGUUUAGGGUAUCACACU